Messenger RNA from Sceloporus undulatus (fence lizard), 3275 nucleotides. RefSeq names its product coiled-coil domain containing 39 (gene CCDC39). Gene Ontology annotation, cellular component: axoneme. The record is from RefSeq and is a predicted model, not a curated record. Gene Ontology annotation, biological process: inner dynein arm assembly; cilium movement; cilium-dependent cell motility. Lineage: Eukaryota; Metazoa; Chordata; Lepidosauria; Squamata; Phrynosomatidae. The transcript is spliced from 20 exons. The coding region runs from base 227 to 3109 and encodes 960 amino acids.
CCGUUCUUGAGGAAAGCGAGAGGCCGAGGAGGGGCCCCAGGAGGAGUGUGUGUCUGUGUGUGUUGUGUGUUGUGGUGUGUGUAUACACAGCCAGCCUGAAGGGCUUAGAGAGCGUCGGUUGCGAGGCCUGGCGCCGUCCGUUGCCAUGGCAGCCGAGGAGGAGGAGGAGGCCUAGGAGGGAAAGAAGGAGAAGCAGAGGCUGAGAGGAGGAGAAGGAAAGGGCGCCAUGAGCUUCGGAGGAGCAGCGGGAGCAGAAGAAAGGGAGAUGGCGGCCGAGAGCAUGACCUCCGCCGCCUCGGUCCUGGCCGAGCUGGAAUGGGACGAUGGGUUCGCCAUCCCGGUGGCCAACGCCGAGAACAAGGCCCUGGAGGAAGAGCUACAAAAGAUGCAAAAAGAAAAGGCAAACCAGCAAAGUCAGUUGACUGACUAUGAAGACCGUAUUGCAGCAAUGACAUCACAUUUGAAGAAUGUUAGACAGGAGUUUAAUUCGACACAGUCUCUUUUCAGAGCUAGGCAGAAUGAAAUUGAAACCGAGCAGCAUUUUAAAGCCUUGGCAGAGAGAGAAGUGGGGCGCCUGAAAAGUGAGAUUCAAAGGCUAGAGAAUGAGAUGGUUUCAUUAAGAGAGAAGAAAAAUAGUCAAGAAAAUAAUACUUUCAAAAUGAAUCAGAAGUUGGAAGCCUUAAGAUGCCAAAUGAACUGGGACCAACAAGCUUUGGAGGCUUGGUUAGAAGAAUCAGCUCGUAAAGACAAUGAUGCAGUUACAAUCCAGAAAUAUGCACAGCAAGAUGAUAACAAAUUACGAGUGCUGACUCUGCAGAUAGAAAUGUUGACUGUGAAGUGUAACAACAAGCGCAGAAUUCUUGACAAUGAGCUUACAGAAACCUUAGCUGCUCAGAUAGAAUUGGAUAAGACAGCUGAAGAUUUCCGCAGGGUUCACCUAGAAAGACAAGAACUUAUCAGACAGUGGGAAAACACCAUAGAACAAAUGCGGAAAAGGGAUCAGGAAAUAGAUAGCUGUGCCUUGCUUUUAGCACAAGCAAGACGGGCAAUCCGUGCGAAGCAAAGUGUGCUUAAAGACAAGAUCCAGUUUUUGGCAAAUGAGAGUGGCAAUAAUGUGGAGUAUGAGAGGAGAAUUGCCACAGCUAACCGGCAAGCUGUCAAACUGAGAGCAGAAUACCAAAAAGAGGAAGCUAAUCGCAUUCUGCUCCAGGAUGAGCUGGAUACACUGAAAGCAACUGUAGAUGGAACUGCUUCUGAACUAGAAACUGUCAGAAUGAAUAUAGCUAACCUUAAAAGGGAAAUCCAGGAGAAAACAAUAAGACUAAAUUUGAUUAAGGAACAGAAUAAUAGCCUUACAAAUAAACUGAAAUUUGUGACAAACAAAGCAUUGAGUUCAGAAGAAAAAGCAAGCAGGAUGGAAGAGUUUCUGAAAGAGAAGGAGAAAAAUGUCAAGGAGAAAGAAGCACAAGCAAUUCAGUUGAGAGACACACAUUUCAAGAAAACAAAAGAGUUAAAAGCAUUUCAGGACAAAGCAAAAGGUGUCAUAGCUGAAAUUGAUGGACGCCGAGGACAGAUGAAAAACCUUCACAGCCGAUUAGCUCGUCUAUUUGCAGAGACACUUAAGCAACAAGAACUCAUGUAUAAUCAGGAUUUUUAUAUACAGCAAGUGGAGAGGAGGCUGUCACGCAUGGAGGGGGAGCUUAACACAGAUGAGAGACAAGUUUUAGAAGAAAAAGUUGCAGAACUUUCAAAAAUAGCAGAUGAAAAGACACAGGCAUACAGUACUUUGCAAGCACAGCAGAAGAAACUUCAGAAUGACAUUCAUUUUAUCAUGUUGGCUAUGAAUAAGACUGGAGAAGAAAUGGCUGGUUUGACUACCAGAGUAGAUGAGCUAAACCUUUUCACUGACAAAUCAGAGAAGUUACUGAAAAAAGCCAAAGCAGAUAAGCAGGAUUUGAUGAUUGAAGAUAAUCUCCUGAAGCUGGAGCUGAAACGUGUCAGAGAUACAUUGUACAGUAAGGCAGAAAAAGUCCUCUCCCUUGAAAAACAAAAGCAACAGUUAAAGGCAGCAAUGGAGCAAAGAAUUGCAGAAAUCAAAGUUCACAAGGCAAUGAUUGAGACACAGAUAAGGGUAGUAGAACAGGAGCGUCAAACUCUGAGCUUUGAGUUUCAUGAGCGACUGAGCAAAAUUGAGAAACUGAAGGGAAGAUAUGAAAUUAUUACUGUUGUAAUGAUGCCCCCAGAAGGAGAAGAAGAGAAAACUCAUACUUAUUAUGUCAUCAAGGCUGCCCAGGAAAAGGAGGAUCUUCAGCGUGAAGGAGACACACUGGAUGCUAAGAUCCAGCAAGCUGAGAAAGAAUGUGUUGCCCUGGAAAAUACUUUGCAUGUACUUAAUAACUGCAAUAGCAACUACCGAGACUCAUUCAGGAACAUCACAGAGAAAAGUGAAGAACAUGAAGAGAAGGUUAAACUGGAAGAAGAGAAAAGAGCUGCUGCUGAAAAAUACAGAUACAAGAGAAGACAGAUUAAGGAACUUGAGGAGGAUAUCCAGACCAUGCAGGUUAAUCUUGAUACUCUCUUGAAAGAUGAGACUCUCUACAGAGAAAAGAUAGCAGAGAGAAAAGCAAUUGUUCAACGGUUAUCCAAAGAGGUAGAUGAUCAGCAGCCAAAACUAGAAAGAGUCACAAAACAGGUUGCUCGAUUAACAAGAGAGAUCCGAGCAUUAAAGAAAACUGAUUCCAAAACACAAGAAGAACAAGACAUUGAUCUUCGUGCACUGAAAGACUUCACUAAAUCCAUUGACAAAAUGCUACUUGAUCUUUCGGAAGCAAAUCCAGAUUUAAACACAGCCUUUCAGAGAUACUUUGAACAGACUUCUAUACCAUUUCCAACAUCUUCCUGCUCUCGUCUUAGUCUUCGAUCAUCUACACAGAGCUCAUCAUCUUCAAGCACGUCUGCUAAGAGUUCAGUGUCAUCAUCCAAUCAACCACAAGUUAAAGUUGUAUCUCUGACUCUGGAUCCCAAGCUUAGUCUUUCGGAUACUCCCUCUCCAUGUCCUCAAAGCCAGAGCAGUAUCUCUGCAUCGUCUCGCAGCAGAAGUCCCACUUAACAGUCUUGCAUUAAAGGGAAUUUAAGAGAUAAAAUAUAGCUGCAUUUGUAGGAGUUCCUAAACAGGAACAUAUUAUCUCUUUGGUAGUUUGUAGUUACUCACUUUUGGUGAUAUUCAGUAAAUUGGAUUAUUGGUAAAUAGAAUAAACAUUUAACAAAAAUCUUAA